Mesorhabditis belari is the source of this 624-nucleotide messenger RNA. NCBI's taxonomy places the organism in Eukaryota, Metazoa, Nematoda, Chromadorea, Rhabditida, Rhabditidae. The record is from the annotation of a GenBank genome assembly.
AUGUUCAAAUUCGUUCUCUUUACCUCGCUUCUCGUCGCUGCUUGCGUCGCUCGACCGGGAUUUCUUCAUGAAUCUAGAAAGCGACGCGCCGUCGGAGAUGUUCUAAAAAAUGCUGCGGAUCAAAUUCAAAACGUGCCGACUGAAACGCUCCACGAGGUGGUGAUGCUCGGGAAUUUGGACAAUGUCGCUGAAGUAGUGCAGCACGAGAUCGGAGCCAACGCAAACUUCAGCAAGAGCUUGCUUGCCAUCGUUCGCAAUCCAAAUUCCACUCGUGCCGAAAUCAAAACGAAGCUUGAUGAAUUGAUUGCUGAGCAACCGGCGACGGCGAAGGCUAUUCUUGAAGAUGUUGAGAAAAUCGCUGAAAACCGUAUUCAACAAGUGAAAGAACGUGUGGUCAAAGUCGUUAAUGAAUUGCCAAAAAUGGCAAACCAAAUGAGCGCCAUCAUAAACAACUCUUCGUUGACGAUUGCUCAGAGUGUCAUCCAAGCUCGUGAGAUCGAAAGUCAUUAUGAUGCUGCUACAAAGCGUGCUUACAAGGCCAUGAUUGCUUCAACACUUCUCACCGUCUUCGAAGAAGCUGGCGAUCUUGAUGAUGCUUCAAUCAGCGUCGGAUUUGUUGAGCCU